This is a messenger RNA of Hyaloscypha bicolor E, 4209 nucleotides long. RefSeq lists its product as uncharacterized. Lineage: Eukaryota; Fungi; Ascomycota; Leotiomycetes; Helotiales; Hyaloscyphaceae. The transcript is spliced from 3 exons. Gene Ontology annotation, molecular function: protein binding; protein-macromolecule adaptor activity. Gene Ontology annotation, cellular component: TORC1 complex; cytoplasm. The coding region runs from base 1 to 4209 and encodes 1402 amino acids. The record is from RefSeq and is a predicted model, not a curated record. Gene Ontology annotation, biological process: regulation of autophagy; cellular response to amino acid stimulus; positive regulation of protein serine/threonine kinase activity.
AUGACUGCAGUCGCAGUCCAGCAGCAUGCAGCUCACCGCCAGCAAUAUAGCCCACGACACUCCCCUCACUCCUCAAACGUGUCAUCCGCGCAUCAGUCGCGACCCGAAAGCUAUAGCUCCUCGAGUGCUGCGCAGAUUCCACCACAAGAGUCACCUCUGCUAAAUGGAGGUUCAAGGGCUAUGAAUUCGCGGCCAGCUGUGAGCAAUGAUCCAGUACCGGCGGUCAAUGGAAGUAGAUCGUCUGCUGGAGAGCCAUCCGCUUCAGGAGGAAGAGCACAACCAAAUGCAGGUGACGUCGCAGACAAAGGCAAGCACCGCGCGUACUUGCAAGCACGUCCAACAUCAGCUCCAAAUGGCGCAGGAGAGACUUCCCCGGAUGAAUCAGAACCAGACAGAAGAAGACAUAGACCAAAGCCUUUACUCCAGAGGUCAAAGAGUGAUAUCGGACCAAGAGGUGAAGAUCAGGAAUCGCAGGCGGAUGAUGACAUCCAGGACUGGGGUGCGAGACAUGGAUUUGAAGACCAUUAUGCUUCCGAGGAAUAUGUGUCGCAGUUGGCAAACAACUGGUAUAUGUACUUCACCGACAAGCGACAUGAGACCACAGGAAACCCGAAAUCCGUUGGCUACGAACUUCAAGAUUGGCGAAUGAAGGAUCGGCUAAAAACAGUUUCCGCUGCGCUAGCGAUAUGUCUGAACAUAGGAGUUGAGCCUCCGGAUCAGUUGAAGACGACCCCUGGAGCGAAACUCGAAGCUUGGCAAGAUCCGACAAACCCCCCUGUACAAAAGGCUCUUGAAAUUAUUGGAAAGUCGCUCCAAAAUCAAUACGAGACCCUCGCGAUUCGAACAAGGUACAAGCAAUACCUGGAUCCCUCGGUUGAGGAGACCAAGAAAUUCUGUCAGUCGCUCCGAAGAAAUGCAAAGGAGGAGAGAGUCUUGUUUCAUUACAAUGGCCAUGGAGUCCCGAAACCUACCGCCUCUGGCGAGAUCUGGGUCUUCAACAAGAAUUACACACAGUACAUCCCAGUCUCGCUCUACGAUCUCCAAUCCUGGCUCGGAGCGCCGACAUUCUAUGUCUGGGACUGUUCUGACGCUGGCAAUAUUCUGAAUAACUUCCACCGGUUCGUCGAAAAGCAUGAACAGGAGGAAGUAGACCAAAGCGCCAAAGACCCAAACUACAUCUCUCAACCAUAUAAACCCUACAUUCAUUUGGCGGCUUGCGGAGUGAAGGAGAACCUCCCUACAAAUCCCUUGCUGCCAGCAGAUGUAUUUACAUCAUGCCUUACUACACCCAUUGAGAUGGCCCUCUGGUUCUUCGUCUUACAAAAUCCAUUGCCCUCACAAAUCACGCCAGAGAGAGCGAAGAAGCUUCCAGGGCGGUUGCAGGAGAGAAGAACGCCACUUGGAGAGCUGAAUUGGAUAUUUACUGCCAUCACCGACACAAUUGCAUGGACCACUCUGCCCCGCCCACUAUUCCGAAAAUUCUUCCGACAAGACCUGAUGGUCGCAGCACUCUUCCGAAACUUCCUCCUCUCGCAACGAAUCAUGUCUGCUUACAAUUGCCAUCCUCAAUCAUUUCCCGAGCUUCCCGAUACUCAUCAACACCCCCUCUGGGAGAGUUGGGAUCUGGCCGUGGAGAUGGCUCUUGCGCAAUUGCCUCAAUUGGAAGAGAAAGAAGCUGGAAUCCGCCCUGACUACGAGUUCCAAAACUCAAGUUUCUUUACGGAGCAGCUCACAGCCUUUGAGGUUUAUCUUACUCAAGGCGCUGUCACACAUAAAGCUCCCGAUCAGUUGCCAGUUGUUCUCCAAGUCCUUCUAAGUCAGCAGCACAGAGUUAGAGCUUUGAUUCUGCUGGGCAAGUUCUUGGAUAUGGGCCCUUGGGCCGUCAACCUUGCUUUGAGCAUCGGUAUCUUCCCUUAUGUUCUAAAGCUACUCCAAUCGGCUGCGAAUGAACUGAAGCCGGUCAUGGUUUUCAUCUGGACCCGAGUGUUGGCUGUUGACCUUACUUGCCAAACCGACCUACUGAAGGAUAGUGGAUACAUGUACUUCGCCGUCAUCUUAAAGCCCACAGAGGGGCUCCCGGUCGUCGACAGUCUUGAGCACAAGGCUAUGUGUGCCUUCAUUUUAGCCAGACUUUGUGAUGGCUACAAACAAGGCCAGACUGUGUGCAAUCAGUCAGAAAUCAUGACCUAUUGUUUGGUCCAUCUCCAGAAUGCCGAAAAUCCACUCUUGCGACAAUGGGCGUGUCUCUGUAUCAGCCAGUUAUGGAAGGAUCUUCCGGAUGCAAAAUGGCGAGGUAUUAGAGAAAAUGCGCCGUCAAAGCUUGCAUUUCUGGUUCGGGAUGUCUGCUGCGAAGUCCGGGCUGCAAUGCUUUAUGCUAUGACCACAUUCUUGGGAAUCCAGGAUUUGACCGAUGAGGUGGCCCGGAUCGAAGAGAACAUUUCGUGGACCGUCAUGGAGAUGGCGAACGACGGAAAUGCCAUGGUACGAAAAGAACUUUUGGUCUACUUCUCCAAGUUCAUUCAGCGAUAUGAAAACAAGUUCUUGGUAGCAGCUUACGAGCAAUUGCAAGAGGAGCGCGAGUACCGGCAAUUCCCGCCAGCUGAUGAUGGAAAUGAUCACAAGAUGGGCCUGCAUUAUGCCCGCAUGGAAAAUCGCAACCUCGACGGCACGAUCAAAGCUACAGCUCAUGGCGUGGCUCAUAAUUCGAUAUUCGCAGCCGUUUGGAAGCAUGUCCUCAUCAUGGCGGUCGAUCCACAUCCCGAAGUUCAACGCAAUGCAACCAUAAUCAUCGAUUGUAUCCACUGCUCUUUGCUCCAAUCUCCGCUUGGUGGCCAUGCUCAGAAUAUCAUUGACGACAUCAAUCGUCGUGUUGCAAGAUCAGCCGCAUCAAACCAGAGCGCAACUGAUCCACGACCUAGCACACCUAUCAGACAAGACUCAAUGACGUCAGCACCUACAACCCAACAAAGCCUUCUCAAGCGGACCGCCAGCUAUCUGUUUACUAUGCCAUUCGUUGGUGGCUCAAGUGCAGACACAUCACCAGAACACUCUUUGGGUAGAAACCCUCCAAAGUCACCUGGAGCUCAACGGAGUCCCCUUCCUUUACGCUCAAGGCUCCCAGAUUUCAACGCCCCGCCAGAGCAAAAUGAUACCGCAGCCACUCCCGGAACAUAUCAUGCCGCGAAGGAGCCGAUGUCUGGUGGAUUCGUACCUCGAAAGCUGUCAACUCCUCCCACUUUACCUCUCGUAAGCACUUUCUUUGAAUGGUCGAUUGAGUACUUCCGGGAACCUCAAAUGAAGCCAAACGAAGCCGAAGAGCCGGGAAGCACUGACUACAACGAGCGGCUGUGGCGCCGCUCUCGCAAUGAAGCAAUUUUGAGAGAGACGCAGCCGCAGAAGGAGAUUGCAGGCAGCGGUAGAUGGACGACCCCAGCUGGUUUCUUCAAUAAUCAAAGCCAGCCGUCGAAGAUGACUUUCCACCAGUUCGAGGACCAUUUGGCAGUUUCAGAUGAUCGGGAUACAAUUUGUAUCUGGGACUGGAAGAAGCAAGACCGGCUGAGCAGAUUCUCGAAUGGUAACCCGGAAGGAUCUAAGAUCAGUGACCUUCAGUUCAUCAACGAAGACGACCAGGCUUUUCUCCUCACAGGUUCUUCAGACGGUGUUAUUCGCAUAUAUAGGAACUAUGAUUCCGACAAGAAGAUCGAAGUUGCAUCUGCCUGGAGAGCUUUGACUCAUCUUGUCCCUAGCAAUGUCAACUCCGGUUUGGUAUUCGACUGGCAGCAGGUAUCUGGCAAGCUUUUGGUCGCUGGUGAUGUUAAAGUCAUUCGAGUAUGGGCCGCAGCACCCGAGCUUUGCGUCGUCGACAUCAAUGCACGAUCGGGUUCGUGUGUCACUUCUCUGACCUCCGAUCAAAUGACCGGCAACAUCUUCGUUGCUGGUUUUGGAGAUGGAGCGAUUCGAGUCUUCGAUGCUCGGAACAGGCCUCAAGAAGCGAUGGUUAAGAAAUGGAAGGACGAGACCGACAGAGUCUGGAUCAAGAGCGUGCACAUGCAACGAGGCGGUCAGCGAGAGCUUUUAUCCGCCAGUCGCAACGGCAAGGUCAAGCUCUGGGAUAUCCGAAUGGACAAGCCUUUGCGGACGAUCAACACCACCGGCCAAACGUUACGAACAGCAAGUACGCAUGAACAUCUUCCAGUAUUUGCUGUGUAA